Insectozyma verbasci is the source of this 714-nucleotide messenger RNA. The record is from the annotation of a GenBank genome assembly. Lineage: Eukaryota; Fungi; Ascomycota; Pichiomycetes; Serinales; Debaryomycetaceae.
AUGUUUACAGGAUUAAUUGAGACUAUAGGAACAGUAACAGAAUAUAACAAAAACGAUACUUCAUCAUCUGGUGGAAAUGGAGUAACACUAAUCAUAUCAGAUUGUUCUCCAAUACUUGAAGAUGUACAAUUAGGUGAUUCAAUAUCAACAAAUGGUGUCUGCUUAACAGUUACUGAAUUCGACCCAUCCAAAACAUGGUUUAAAGUAGGUAUAGCCCCAGAAACUUUAAGAAAGACAAACCUUGAGUCAUUAACGAAAGGAUCAAAAGUUAAUCUUGAAAGAGCAGUUACUGCCAAUGUAAGACUUGGUGGUCAUAUUGUUCAAGGACAUGUAGAUACAAUAGCUACAAUAACCAAAAAGGAAUCAGAUGAGAAUGCAAUAAAUUAUACUUUUAAAUUAAGAGAUGUUGAAUUUAUAAAUUAUAUUGUUCAUAAGGGAUUUAUUGCAAUUGAUGGUACUUCAUUAACUGUUACUAAUGUAGAUAAUGAAAAAGCAGAGUUUUCAAUUAUGUUAAUUAGUUAUAGUCAAUCUAAAGUUAUAUUAUCUAAGAAAGAAGUUGGUGAUACUGUUAACAUUGAAGUUGAUUUGACUGGUAAAUUAAUUGAAAAACAGAUAGAGAUCAAUUUACAAAAACAUAUAAAUGAUGAUUCAAGUAGCUUGAAUCAGUUGAUUACUCAAUUAAUAGAAAAGAAGUUGAAAGAAAGACUUGAUUGA